AGGGCAUAAAUGUGAACAGUGAACAACUCUUGUAGUCCAUUUUAAUCGAUUAUUGGCAGGUUUUCAAGCUUGAGUACCACCAGUAACUAAAACAAAGUCUGCGCGUAAAGUAAACUAAUGCUCCCCCUUACACUAUUAAAAACGGCUCAGAGCCAUCCUAUGUUAGUCGAAUUAAAAAAUGGGGAAACGUAUAAUGGACAUUUGGUUAGCUGCGAUUCGUGGAUGAAUAUAAAUCUUCGUGAUGUUAUUUGUACAUCUAAGGACGGAGACAGAUUUUGGAGAAUGCCUGAAUGUUAUGUACGAGGUAGUACUAUAAAAUACUUGCGGAUCCCAGAUGAAGUUAUUGAUAUGGUUAAGGAUGAUGCACAGGCGAAAUCAAGAAAUCGGUCCGAAAUCAAUAAAGCACGUGCAGGUGGAGGAGCGUCAAAUCAAAAUGUGAGAGGACAGCUCCGACCGCGGUAUAAGAAUGGACAGGCAAAUGGUACAAAAAACAUUUUGCGCGGACAGACAAAUCGUCCUCUUUCUCAACCUAGUAUCAAUAAAAAUAGAAAAUGAACUUUAUAAAUGCA
Molecule: messenger RNA, 569 nt
Organism: Zeugodacus cucurbitae (melon fly)
Lineage: Eukaryota; Metazoa; Arthropoda; Insecta; Diptera; Tephritidae
Exons: 4
Coding region: 118-555 (145 amino acids)
Biological process (GO): nuclear-transcribed mRNA catabolic process; spliceosomal snRNP assembly; mRNA splicing, via spliceosome
Cellular component (GO): spliceosomal tri-snRNP complex; U6 snRNP; P-body
Molecular function (GO): U6 snRNA binding
Source: RefSeq, a predicted model, not a curated record